Prorocentrum cordatum is the source of this 1427-nucleotide messenger RNA. The record is from the annotation of a GenBank genome assembly. NCBI's taxonomy places the organism in Eukaryota, Dinophyceae, Prorocentrales, Prorocentraceae.
GAGGCCGCCCUGCGCCAGAGGAUCGAGCAGGCCGAGGCUGCCGUGCUGGCCAAGGAGCGAGAGCUGAAGGCGCUGAGGCAGGAAGGGCCUACCCGGCUUCUCCUCCCGCCCAGUGCUCUUUGACCUCCCAUCUCUGGUCGAGCACGCACACGUUGCAUGCCUCUGCAGUUGAUCGAGCGCCUUUGCUCUCCUCCUCCUCCUCCUCCUCCUCCUCCUCCUCCCCCUCCUCCCCCUCCCAUCUCAUCUCGUUCUGUUUCUCUGAUCGCUGCCUUCGAGACACGACGACUCACGCCAGUCAGCGUCCGCCCAGUGCAAAAAACGCCGAGGCAGGAGCUGGCCGGGCUCCGCAGGGAGCUCGACGGCGAGCUGCAGCGAGCGGGCAGCGGACUGGGCCGGCCGAGCGCCGCGGGAGCCGGGGGCGCGGGCGCGGAGGGCGGUUUGCGGGAGGCCGUCACGAGCUACGAGAAGGCCGCGGGGCUGCUGCGGUACGUGGAGUGCGUGCGGCCUGACUGGAAGAACGAGGACGGCUCGUACAAGGGCAUAGAGGACGACACCCUGCGCGUCGAUUCUGCGGCGCUGGAGGGCGACGGGUCGGAGGCUCAGGAGGCCCGAGACCUGGUGGCGUCCUGCUACCUGAACAUCGCUCUGGCUGCGCAGAGGCUCGAGGACUGGGACAUGAUGACCAAGGCCUGCGACGAGGUCCUGACGCACGUGAACCCCAGCAGCGUCAAGGCGCUGUAUCGCCGGGCUCAGGCGGCCGUGGCCCCGGUGGGCGCCCUGGACGCCGACAGGCUGCGGGCCAUGCAGGACCUGCACGCGGCGGCGCAGCUCGAGCCCAACAACAGGGACGUCCGAGCGCUGCUGAGCAGGCUGAAGGCCGAGCGCAGGGCGCAGGGCCUCCACGACCGCAGCACCUUUGCGGGCCUCUUCGACAGAGGGCAGGUGGUCGCGGACGACGGCCGCGAGGCGGAAGCGCUGCCCCAGGGGCCGUCGCCGAGCUGGGACCUCCGGGAUCCGAAGGUGCAGGCCAUGCUGGACAUCCGCCCAGGGCCGGGGCAGUUCGACUGAGGCGGCGGGCUGCCCAGCGCGGCGCGUCUCGGGCACGGCCGCGGUAUCCGCCCACCCUCUUCGCGCGGGCGACCAUAGACUCCAGGACGGCUCGUCGGCCCGCGCGCACCAGCAGCCGGCCCGUCUGCUCACCGGCGGGAGACCGCGCGUGUGCGCUGGCUCGCCCUCUUUGGGAGGAGGCGGUGCAUGAGCUUCUCCUCCUCCUCCUCUUCCUCCUUGUCCUCCACCGCCUCCUCUGUACUCCUCAUCAUCAUGCCCUUCGUCCUCGUCGCCUCCUGGGCUUUUCCACUUCUCCCAUUCACAUGCUGGGCCUCGCGGCCCCGAGCGAGUACGAUCCCGCCGAUUGUGCGAUGAGCAAA